UGAAUCAAACCAAUUAGCCCGUUAGCCAUCCGGUCAACACAAAUGCUUCCCUACAAAUCUAAGUCGUACUAUCCAACAACAUAUGUGGUGAUAUCUUCCACAAAUGACAAGAGUUACCUUGACCCUUGCUCCCCUCUCACGGUCUCACCAUGGAAGGAAGCUUUGAGUGUGUCUCUUGUGAUAUAAAAAUAGCAAACGAAACACAAAUAGCAAGCAACCCAGGAAAUAAAAUAUAGCCGCCGCAGGACCAUUUACACAUGUAAACACAGAAACCAUUACCCGCCGGCGCCAAUCAAACUCUUCUCCCUCCCAUCCCAUUAACCUAAAUUGGUCCACAAUCCCAAUCCCGAUCCCCCUUCUCAGUUCUUUCCCUUUCUUUCUUUAUUCCCCUGUUUCCUCUCUUGAUAUUUCCUUCUUAGGCCCACCACCAUAAUCAUCCAUUCAUCAUCAUCUAUAAUCCCUUUUUGUCUUUCGUCUUCUCUCCUCUCCGCUGAAUCAUCCCCCAGACUUGUGAUUUCUUUCCUUCUUCUCCGAUGGGUCGCUUGACGAAUCUCAGAGACCUAGUGGGCGCGAUCAAGGACAAAGCUUCCCAGAGCAAAGCAGCUGCGAUUAAUAACUCUCUCCAUUUAUCUCUUCUACGGGCUACGACCCACGACCCCUUCACCCUUUCCAACCCGAAACACAUCGCCACUCUCCUCUCCUAUGGCCACGGCUCACGCGCCACCGCCUCCGCCGCCAUCGAAGCCCUCAUGGACCGCCUCCAGCACACCCACGACUCCUCCGUCGCCGUCAAGUGCCUCCUCAUCGUCCACCAAAUCGUCAAGCAGGGCAGCUUCAUCCUCCAGGAUCAGUUGUCCGUCUACCCUUCCUCCGGCGGCCGGAAUUAUCUCAAGCUCUCUAAUUUCAGAGAUAACUCCUCCCCUGUUUCCUGGGAGCUCUCCUGCUGGGUUCGAUGGUAUGCGCGGUAUUUAGAACAAUUGCUGUACGCGUCGAGGGUACUGGGAUUCUUCCUCUGCUCAACUACCAGUACGGCGGAGAAAGACAGAGCGGAAGAGAAAGUGUCGGCGAUGGUGACUUCCGAUUUGGUGAAGGAGAUGGACUCGCUGGUUGGGCUGAUGGAGGAGGCCGGUAGGAAACCGGAAUCCCUGCAUCUGAAAGGAAAUUCGAUAAUUGGCGAGAUCCUGAAUUUCGUAGGGGCGGAUUUCCUGUCGGCGAUUAACGAUGUAUCUGUCCGAGUCAACGAGUUCAAGCACAGGGUGAGUUGCCUGAGUUUCGGGGAAUCGGUGGAGCUGGUCUGCGUGUUGAAGCGACUGGAAGGGUGUAGAGAGAAGAUGGUGGAAUUGUCGCCGACGAGGAAGAGAGUUUUGAUCGACGGGAUGUGGGUUGCGGUGAGGGAAGUUUUGGAUAAGAGUACAGAGGCCUGUAGAGGGGAGAAACAAGGGAGGCUUUUGCUGACGUGGGGAGGAAGAAGAGAGCAGGGGACUGAGUCGGCUCGAUUCGGGGGACGAGUUUUGAGUUGCAGUGACUCGUUUCGGGCUUCGUCGGCCCGGUUUGGGUCCAGUAGGAACGCUUGAAGAUGAAGCUGAUGAGGUGGUCGUAUAAGCAGG
Linum tenue is the source of this 1607-nucleotide messenger RNA. NCBI's taxonomy places the organism in Eukaryota, Viridiplantae, Streptophyta, Magnoliopsida, Malpighiales, Linaceae. The record is from the annotation of a GenBank genome assembly.